AUGACAAUGCAGCGACUCAGAAGCAGCGACUCCUCGGUCAGACUCCAGUGCUCCGGUAAACACUUGGAGACUUGGUGCCUUGACAAGAAACCUCAACUUAGAGACAUGAAAGAGGGGGUCCGGUGGGCAGGUGCGGUCGGGCUUCGUGCCUUCCUCCUCGUGCCUUCCCUACACCUCUCCGGGCGGAAGCCUCUCAGGCAGCCUGCGCGCUUCCUCAUUUACUUCCUCUUCCUCUCAGCUCUGUCCUCAACAACACAGCAUCAGAAGUCGGUCACUCUAUCAUGGCACGUGUCAAGGACCGACUCAUGGGUGGACGGAAGAGCAUCCAGUCCAAACUGA
This is a messenger RNA of Cercospora beticola, 339 nucleotides long. The record is from RefSeq and is a predicted model, not a curated record. NCBI's taxonomy places the organism in Eukaryota, Fungi, Ascomycota, Dothideomycetes, Mycosphaerellales, Mycosphaerellaceae.